Molecule: messenger RNA, 876 nt
Organism: Parnassius apollo (apollo)
Lineage: Eukaryota; Metazoa; Arthropoda; Insecta; Lepidoptera; Papilionidae
Source: the annotation of a GenBank genome assembly
AUGCUGGUGACCUAUUUGGAAGCCAGCCGGGACCUUUGCGAGACGGACUCAAUUCUUUUUGGCGCCGCGCUGGCAGUCUGCCGUAUCAUAGGCGCCAAGGUUUCCACGGCUGGACGCGCUACUGGCCAUAGUAGCGCUAUCCCAGCAUGGAGAAGAAGAAUUGAGGAACGUAUCGCAAAGGCUAGAGCUCUCAUCGGCAGACUGAUAUGCUUCAGAUCAGGCAACAACAGGCCAAGAAUUGUGCGCACCGUCAGGAUGGCGUUUGCUGGGACAAAUGUCAGUUUGUCCCAGCCGGAUAUAACGCAAAAACUGACGGAGCGCAUAGAUGAUCUGAAGCAGAGAAUCGCUGCUUGGGGAAAACGGAUUCGGCGAUAUACCGACAGGUCGACACGGUUCAACCAGAAUCGUCUCUUCCAGAGUGAUCAGAAGAGGCUCUAUGAAUCAUUGGAGCGACCAAUGGUAAGUGGAACGGGUCCAGCACCGAAUCAGGCCGACACUGUAGCAUUCUGGCGCGGCCUGUGGUCAGAGCCCGUAAACCACAGCGAGGGCCCUUGGACGGAAGUUGUGGCGAGUCAGUGUGCGGGUAUUACGCCCAUGGACCCCGUCAUCAUAACGCCGGAUGACGUAGCUGAGGCGGUCCGUAGGGCCCCGAACUGGAAAAGUCCGGGGCUUGACGGGCUGCAUCACUACUGGCUGAAGGGGUUCAUGUAUGACUUCAAAAUUGAAUCGAGUAACAGAUCGCAGCAAAACCAGCUGGUGUUAGAGUUAUUUACUAAGAUAUUGUUAUUAGGUAAUGUUGUUUAUAAUCAUCUACCUACCGCAUAUUGUGUAAAAUGUCGUGAUGAACCUUACAGCUCUCGAAAUAUAACAAUAUAA